UCAUUUUUAUGAAUAGAAAAAGCAGUUUUAUACAAUGUUACCCUUGCUUGUACUGUGCAUCAUUUUUUCAAGUGAUCAAUAUGGAAUGCAUGCUAUGAUUGAUGGAGAAGAAGAUAGAAUCCCGACAGAUAUAGAAAUUCCAGUACCAAUUCAAAGUGUAUCAGGAGGUCGACUAUCACUCCCUUGUGAUAUUACUUCCCCAAUACUAGACGACGAAGUGUAUCUUGUCCUCUGGUAUAAAGACGACGUAGCCAACCCAAUAUACAGUCUAGACGCCAGAAGAGGUCAUUUAGGUCAAGCAAGACACGCAACCAACGACAUUCUUGCAGGACGAGCAUACUUCAGUUCUGUGCCACAGCCGGCCGUUUUACAAGUUGACAGGGUGACCCAGGAUGAUGAAGGCAUUUAUCGAUGUCGAGUAGAUUUCAAAAAAGCUAGAACGCAACAUUCAUCUUUGGUGGUAACCAUUGUGGUUCCACCUAAAAUACCUAUCAUUAAGGAUUAUAAUGGAAAAGUACUCAGCGGAGUCAUUGGGCCUUACAACGAAGGUGAUAAUUUACAUCUUAUCUGCCAAGUGGAAGGAGGUAAUCCAACUCCAUCUUUGUUAUGGUGGAGAGGACGAAGAAUUAUCGAUGACAGCUAUGAAGUGACUGGUCAUGAAACAACACGAAAUGAAAUUUUUAUUGAAAAACUACAACGCAAGGAUCUCAUGACCACUUUGACGUGCCAAGGAAGCAACAACAAAAUUUCACCGCCAGUAGAAGCAUCUAUAACGUUAGACAUUAACUUUAGGCCACAGUCCGUCCAUGUGAAAGGCAAGAGGAAAAAACUUUCAGCUCAAAAACUGUCCCAAUUCGAGUGCGAAGCCAAAGGAUCUCGACCACCUGCUACAAUAUCGUGGAGAAAAGGGAGUUUCAAGCUCAAAAACACAGUUGAAAGAGUGUCUGCUCAGGGAAACAUCACCACAAGCACACUGACCAUCACACCAACAAGCGACGACAAUGGAAAAUUUCUGUACUGUCAAGCGGAUAAUGCAGCCAUUCCGGGAAGUGCGAUCGAGGACGGAUGGAAGCUAGAUGUACACUAUGUACCACAACUGAAUCUUAGACUCGGAAGCAAAUUAAGACACACUAACAUUAUAGAGGACAGUGACGUAUAUUUUGAGUGCAAUAUACGAGCGAAUCCAUGGGUUUCGGAAACUGGUUGGAGGUUUGACGGAAAUGAGCUUCAAAACAAUAUGUCUUCAGGCGUUAUCCUAAACAACCAGUCCCUGGUUUUACAGAAAGUCAGCAAAAGUCACAGAGGAAGAUACAGUUGCAUUGCAACCAAUAAUGAAGGACAAGGGGAAAGUAAUCACGUUUAUCUGCGAGUACAGUAUUCUCCUAUAUGUAAAGAAUACCAAGAUGCCAUUUACACAACUCCAUUAAAUUAUCCAGUUCAAAUUCCAUGCGAAGUCGAAAGUGAUCCUGAAGAAGUCACUUUCUUUUGGGAGUUCAAUGGCACGUCUUCCAGCGGAGAGUCGCUAAUGAGUCAAACUCAUGGUUCUGGAUUGCAAAGUUUUCUCACGUACACUCCACGGACGGAAUCGGACUUUGGAACCCUGUACUGCUGGGCGAAGAACACGGUUGGAACACAGAAGAUUCCAUGCACAUUUUUUGUGAUUCCUGCAGAACCUCCAUCGCAAGUCUACAACUGUUCUGUGGAAGAACAAGGAGAUACUUUUGUCCGAAUCCUCUGCAAUGCCACGGAACAAGUCAGUGAAGAAAUGGAACAUUCCUAUGCCAUGGAAAUUAUCGACGGAGACGAUAUAGUGUACAAUGCUACCAGUCGAACUCCCCAAUUCUUAGUUCUUGAUCUCAUACCAGACAAUUCAUACAUAGCGUAUAUUUACAUCAACAACGCAGCUGGAAGGAGCAAGCCGACCGUUAUACAUUUCAAAACGGACAGUCCACCUUUUAUAAGUAGCCAGGAAGAAGAAAUAUGGAAUUUAGAAGAGAGUCCAAUCAUAUUCGUUGCUGCUGCUAUUGGAGGAGGUUUUCUAAUAGUUGCCUUAAUAAUCAUUUGUUCAGUAAAAUUUCAUCAUAAGAAAAGACAACGAAAAGAUUCUCUCUCUGGUCAAGGAAAUGAAAAAUCCGCGCACAAUUCAGAAAAAUCUUGUGAUUCUUGCUCAGAGGGUUGCACUUGCUCUUUGCGAGAUGAAGAAAAAAUAAGAGAAAACAUCCCGGAUGUUGUGGUCUUCAGUGAAAAGGCAAAAUCUGAAGAAGCAGAAAGGUUAAAAUCGUUUUCGCAGAGAAGUCCAUAUUGGAGUCCCAUCACAUUACCAGGGGAUCCAGAAAAAUCAUCUCAUUCCAAAGUACAGGGUGUCGAAAACGCUCCUCCUUGGUCAACGGACUGGGUGAUACCACCUCAGCCAGUAGAAAUGGUUACUCUACAGUUCCAUAAAUCAACGACUUCUGUCGAAGAGAGUGGGAAAAAACACGAAAGGCAAUCAAUGCCUCUACAAACGCUCUCCACCAUUCCUGAAGGUGCUAAUGCCAUGAUGAGCACGUCAUCUACAAGCUUUUCUCCGCUACCAGUGUCCUGUGCUAAACAGACGGAUGUCUGACAUGGAUUAUCCACUUUCUAAAGAAGAAAGUGAAGAUUGUACAAGUUGAGCUGACACUGAGAAUAUUAGUGACUUUUGAAAUGAUGCUGUGGACACUUGUUGCAUAAACUUUAAAAGAGCUAUUUGUAUCUAUGAAAAGUUAAAUACGUUAAUUUUAAGUGACUAUAUCAACUUACGAAUAGCUUAUUCAGUGCGAGUUUGGUAUUUUGGUCACGUUGCACUUACUGAAGAAUAUUUUAUACUUGUUAAUUUAUAUAAAGACUAUGGUAACAGGAAAAACUUCCAAAAUGUAAAAAUGAUCUUGUAUAUUUCUAAAAAGAUACUAUAUACAAUAAAUAUUUAAUUUGAGUGAACUUUAUGAGAUAAUUCUCAUGCAAAAGUUACCGUUUUAUUUGUUUUAACUCAAAGCUUAAAAUAUAACAUUGCUUAAUAACAAAAUGUGGAGAUGGAUUCCAGAAAUAAUAUUGUUUGUAAAAGAAUUAAGUAAAUGUACUUGAAGUAGAAAAUUCACUAUUGCUUAAUUUUUUCCACGAAAAGAGAGAUACUCAAAUUUUUGUUGAGUAUUAAAGUAUUCGAAUAACGAAAAAUAUUUUGGCUAUCAAAAUACACUAUUUCCAGUGCAAUUACGCACUAAAAUGCCAAAUUGAUACUAUUAACAGUUAAAUUUCCUUUCUUAAAUGUUGCUAAGGUUUUAUCGCUUACUUCUUUCAAAAUAAGGAAAGUAAUUUGUAUAUUAUGUUGAAAUUUUUUUAAGUUAUGCUGAUUCAAACACGUGGGAAAAAGCACAAAAUUCGUUACUUUAGAUCAUACUAAUAUCGAGCGUUUUUGUUUAGGGUGCUGUUUCAGCGACAGCUACUGUGGUUCACGGCAUUUCCUUCGAACAUUAUAGUCACUUGAUAAAAUAAGCGUGAGAGAACGCGAUUUGCAAGGUCUAUUUGUUACAUUUGUACAGCCAAUAAACUACCAAAACCAAAUGUUUUAGGUUAAACACAUGUUUAAUACCGCUCAAGCAUAUUUUACAUUUUUAAGAUACUCCUUAAAAAUUAGGUUAAUUAUAUUUUCAUGUUUUGUACAUUAAAAAAUAACAUUGUGAAAAAAGGAGAAAUUUGUAAUUUUUUAGAUUGCAUUUAAGGUUUUUUUUUUAAACAAAAACUAUCAAAAAUUCUAAAUGCAAAAUUCAAAAUAAUGCUUACCUCUACCUCUAAAUUUUUCUAUUUAAUUUUCCAAAAAUGGCAAGAAAAAGUUUCACCUCUAAAAAAGAAAUCUUAUGUACUUAUGUAUUUUCUUAAACCAUACAUUUUGUUAGUUAAUGCAAUUAAUAAGGACCUGUCAUAAAUUUUAAGCAAACCUAUGAUAUUAAGCACCGACGCAUAGAAACAUACUAUCUUUAACAGCUCUUCGACUGCGACGAAAAAAAUCCUGCGACGGAUUUGCCUGUUUCAUAUUACGUAGGAGGGCAGCAUGCCGUUUGGGUGGAAACACAAUCUGGUGCAAAAAAUACGAAAUCAUAAGGGAUAGUAAACUUCUCAGGAGCCAAUGACAUGCGUAGAAGAUGUGCCGCAAAAAUUGUGUCGUUGUUACUGCCAAGGCGAAAAUGUAAUAUACUAAUUUCAAAUAAAUGAUCAUAAAGAUAAUGAAGGUGGUCGAUAUAAGAAAAAUAGUGGCAUAUGUUUAUUUUUAUCUGUGAAAAAAUAACUCAAAAGCUGUGAUUUGUACCUUAAUUUUUUCUUUUGGCAGAUGAAUCUAAAACAGAUGUGUUUGCAUGGAGAUAAUAAAACUAAUGCAUCCGGCUUCUGUAUUAAACAUGCAAAAUAUGCGCGAAACUACUUCUGUUUUUAAUUUUUCUUUAUUUUAUUUUACUUAUUUUUUUAAAAGAUCUCUUUCGGGAAAUUUGUAUUUUGGUUGAAUAGAGAACAAUGUUUUCAAAGCGUUGAUUGAUACAAAUAUUUUAAAAUCUUUAAUUUGAAAAAAAAAAAAAAAACAAAUAAAACAUUAAGAACGAUAUUGGUUACACUUUUAAGAUGGACUGAUUUUAAGUGGUCCCUUAAUUUAAUGCAUUUUGUCAAUAUGUGUAUUUUUGUACUUACCUGAACA
Messenger RNA from Uloborus diversus, 4699 nucleotides. RefSeq lists its product as uncharacterized. Gene Ontology annotation, molecular function: protein binding. The record is from RefSeq and is a predicted model, not a curated record. The coding region runs from base 35 to 2605 and encodes 856 amino acids. The transcript is spliced from 14 exons. NCBI's taxonomy places the organism in Eukaryota, Metazoa, Arthropoda, Arachnida, Araneae, Uloboridae.